Messenger RNA from Argentina anserina (silverweed cinquefoil), 3758 nucleotides. RefSeq names its product SAC3 family protein A. Gene Ontology annotation, cellular component: nucleus. The record is from RefSeq and is a predicted model, not a curated record. The transcript is spliced from 14 exons. NCBI's taxonomy places the organism in Eukaryota, Viridiplantae, Streptophyta, Magnoliopsida, Rosales, Rosaceae. The coding region runs from base 304 to 3372 and encodes 1022 amino acids.
CCUAGUUCUUCUUCCUCUUCUUCUUCUUCUCUCAAUCUGUAACCAGAAAUUUCAUCCGCAUAUCUCUAUCGCCGUCCUCUCGCCCAAUUCGCCUCUCUAUUAAAUUUCAUAAAUUUUUCAAAUUGUUUUUGUUGCUAUCAUAAUUAGGUCUCUUUAGUAAAGACUCCGAAUUCAUUUGUUUCUCUACUUGUUCGUUGUGUUGUUGUUGUUGAUCUCAGUCUGGUUUCGAUUUGCUCACGAUCUCGUUAAUUCGUCCUGCAAAAGUCAACAAGGAAGUUUUGAUUUUUAAGUAAUGUUAUAAAGAUGAUGAUGAACCAAGGAGGCAAUACUCAGGCCAUUGCUGCCGUCGACCCCAAUUCGAUUGAGAAUCGCCAUGUAGCUAAUGGAAACCAAGGACAGGCGUCCUUGUAUUAUCCAUCAACAAGUGGGGCGCAAGCUCCAACAUGGCCAACUCAUCAGGUGGAGAAUAGCUCCACAGAUAAUGGGGUUCAUUCUCAAACAACUUAUCAAUACAGUCAGCAUACGCAGCCGCCUGGGGGUAGCUCGUCCAGUUCCGGAACAGUGAAUGCUCCGCAAGUGAAUGCACCACAAGAUUACAGUAGCUACACGUCAUAUUCUAAUCCCGCCGAUCCAUAUGGUUAUGGAAGUGCUGGAUACCAAGGUUACUAUAACAACUAUCAGCAGCAACCCAACCAGUCAUACUCACAACCAGUAGGAGCAUAUCAAAAUACAGGUGCUCCUUAUCAGCCUAUUUCCUCAUUUCAGAAUACAGGGUCUUAUGCUGGGUCUGCAAGUUAUUCAAGCACUUACUACAAUCCUGCUGAUUAUCAGACUGCUGGAGGCUAUGCUAGUAGCGGUUACACUAAUCAGACUAAUCAGACCACUGCUUGGAAUGGUGGAAGUUAUGCAAACUAUACCCCUCAACAGUAUGCACCAUACACUCCAGAAACUCCUGGUGUAUAUAGUUCGGCUACUCCAACUCCAACCCCAACCCCACAAAAUUAUCAGCAGCAAUAUAAACAAUGGGCAGAUUAUUACAAUCAAACAGAAGUCAGUUGUGCUCCUGGGACUGAGAACUUGUCUGUUACUAGUACACAAAAUGUUGGAUGCCCCGUUCCAGGUGUUACCACUGGGUAUCAAACCUCAGUCAGCCAGCCACCACCUUCAUACGCUCCUUCAUGGAGGCCAGAAUCUGGUUCAUCUGAAUUGCCAUCGGUGCAGUCUGGUGCUGUAGUUGGUGGUGCUCAUGAUGCUUACUGGAAUCAUGUGGCUCCUACUCUGCAAUCUCAAACUCAGCAUAUAUCUCCUAUGCAAGCUCAAUUCCAAAAGCCUUUGGAUAAAAAAAAUUCUUAUGAAAGUUUUCAGGAUCAACAAAAGACUGCAACUUCUCAAGCAUCAAGCAUUCAGUACCCUCCUGCUUCUCAGCAGCUGCCUUAUGGGUCUCAUAGUUACCAAACACCUUCACAAGCUGUUCCAUCUAUAGACCCACAAAGAGUAAACAAACUGCAGAUUCCAAUGAACCCUAGAAUCAAUUCAAGUAUGACUGUGGGUUUACGAAAAACUGACAAGGAUAUAAUUACAACCAGUCCUGCAGCAAAACCUGCUUACAUCAGUGUUUCACUGCCAAAACCGGUUGACAAAGUGCCUUCCAGUGGUAGUUCUGAUUCUCUACUAAAGACUGGUAUGUUCCCUAAGUCGCUGCGUGGUUAUGUUGAAAGGGCUUUGGCUCGCUGUAAAGAUGAUAACCAGAUGGCUGCCUGUCAGGUUGUCAUGAAGGAGAUCAUCACCAAGGCAACAGCUGAUAACACACUUUACACACGAGACUGGGAUACUGAGCCUCUUUUUCCCCUGCCAAAUGAAGCUGCUACAAAUAAAGACAGGUUAAAUUCUUCAGAUCUUGUUUCCUCAUUGGCAAAGCUCAAUAGAAGUCCAAGUAGACGGUCCAAGAGUAGAUGGGAACCUUUACUAGAGGAGAAGUCAGAGAAGUCUGCCGAGAGGCCAGCCUCUUCAAAUAGCGGUGGUCUGAACUAUGCUGCUUGGGGACAUGUCAAUAAUAAGGAGAGAAAGCCAUUUGUGUGGAAUGCUGCAAGUAAGAAUGAUAAUAUGAGUAAUGCGAGGUUUUCUUCACUGGAGCAAAAAAGUGCAAGUAAGAUAACCCAAAAGCCGUUUAAGAGGCAGCGCCUUUCUGAUGGGGUAGGUACUGCUGAGAACGGUGAUGCAUCUAGUGAUAGUGAUACAGACCAAGGAUUAGCAGCUUACUAUGCUGGAGCUGCUGGAGCAAUGGCCCUUGCAGAUUCACCAGAGGAAAGAAAGAGACGUGAACAUCGCUCUAAGCGAUUUGAAAAAGUGCAAGGUCAUCGAGGACAAAAUAGUCAUUUCAAAUCAAAAAAUGCUGGCACUGGAAACCUGUAUACUAGAAGAGCUAAUGCCAUGGUGCUCAGCAAAAAUUUUGAAGAUGGUGCUAGCAGGGCUGUUGAAGACAUUGACUGGGAUUCUCUUACUGUCAAGGGGACUUGCCAAGAAAUUGAGAAACGUUACUUGCGCCUCACUUCUGCACCUGAUCCUUCCACUGUAAGGCCGGAGGAUGUUCUUGAAAAAGCUUUGCUUAUGGUACAAAAUUCCCAGAAGAAUUACCUAUUUAAAUGUGAUCAGCUGAAGUCCAUUCGCCAGGAUUUAACUGUGCAACGAAUUCAAAAUCAACUAACAGUAAAGGUGUAUGAAACUCAUGCUCGGUUAGCAUUGGAAGUUGGAGACCUGCCAGAAUAUAAUCAGUGCCAGUCACAGUUGAAAUCACUCUAUGCUGAUGGUAUUGAGGGAUGUCAUAUGGAAUUUUCUGCGUACAACUUACUUUGUGUUAUACUUCACUCAAAUAAUAACAGAGAUCUGUUAUCAUCAAUGGCAAGCUUGUCAGUUGAAACGAAAAGGCACGAAGCUGUCAAACAUGCUCUUGCAGUUCGAGCUGCUGUCACCUCGGGAAAUUAUGUCAUGUUCUUCAGGCUCUACAAGACAGCUCCUAACUUAAGCACCUGCCUUAUGGAUCUUUAUGUUGAAAAGAUGAGGUUUAAGGCAGUGAGCUGCAUGUGCCGAUCAUAUCGGCCCACGAUACCUGUUACAUAUGUUGCUCAAAUUCUGGGCUUUACCACCAUUACACCUACAAAUGAGGAAAGUGAGGAGAAGGAUUCAGAAGGAUUAGAGGAAUGUAUUGAAUGGUUGAAACUGCAUGGUGCAUGCCUCAUUGCAGAUAACAAUGGGGAAAUGCAGCUUGAUGCGAAGUCUACUAGUUCUAGCCUUUACAUGCCAGAGACUGAUGCUGUAUCCCAUGGAGAUGCUAAUCUCGCUGUUAAUGAUUUUUUUACACGAACACCUUCAUAGACUGUUCGUAUCCAGUUUAAUUUUUGAAUUGGGAGCAGAGGAGGAACACGAUGCUACCAUCACACUUUUGCACAACACAGCCACUUCCCAUACUGGUCGGGAUUCGGGGUUCUCUUGUACAAUAGAGAAUAGAUCACUGAUUUGUAACUGGUAUAUGGAAAAUGGAAUGAAAAAAAAAAUUCCAAAUUCCUUUGGAAAGAUUUGCUUUACCUAGAAUGCCUGGGGAUUUGUUUCUAGUAUCUAAAAUCGUUCACAUUGAGGUUAGAACAUGGUAAAUAUACUAGAGGAAGAAAUUUAAUUUAUGUUGUGUUGUAUGUUAGACUAUUUUUGAGCUAUCUUCACGAUUCUCUCUAAGUUAGCUUCUUCGAUAUAAUGAAUGCUGGGAG